AUGGAUGACCAAAAUGAAACAUGCAGACAAUUGCUGUUAGAUGAAUUGGACUUCCUGAAAGCAAUGUAUACGGUGGACGAAUUAGAAAUAAACGAGCCUCAAAAUCCAACACAAAAUGGCCAAAUUACACAGUUAACUUUGCAUCAGCAAAUUGAUAACAUCAGUUACGAGGUUGUGAUACAUUUGAGUAGUGAAUAUCCUAUUAUUUUGAAACCGUCUGCGUUUGUUCGUUGUUCAUUGAUCAAUUGUGAUUUGCUCAAUCAAGAACUUCGAUAUUUCAUUGAUCAGGAAACUCUUGGUAUACCUCUUACAUUAACAAUUAUGCAAUGGAUCAGCGAUAAUAUCAGUCGUUUUAAGGAGAUAAUCGGAAAUAAAACCAUACAAUUGGUAAAUGAUAUGAAAACAACAAACAGUACUACUGUUUAUGCACGAUUUUGGAUCUAUUCACAUCAUAUUCACAGCAAAAUAAAGAGACGUAUGAUCAAGGAUACAGCAUCAUUAUAUCAGUUAGAUGGAUUUUUCUGUUCUGGUAAACCGGGUGUUAUUAUUUUAGAAGGUUUUCGAGCUGAUUGUAAUAAAUUUUGGGAACAAAUUCGUGUCCUAAAUUGGCAACGUAUUGUGUUACGGUAUUGUGAAGAGCAAACUGAUCCUUCAUUUUUUCGUCUUGGAAAAUUUCGUGAAAUUCAAUUUCCACAUGCGAGAUAUUUAACAGAACUGAAAAAGAUACUAACUGAAGCUGGUUUGGGAUAUGGUUUUCAAUUAUUAUUUAAUCUGUAA
Molecule: messenger RNA, 777 nt
Organism: Brugia malayi
Lineage: Eukaryota; Metazoa; Nematoda; Chromadorea; Rhabditida; Onchocercidae
Product: RWD domain containing protein
Exons: 3
Coding region: 1-777 (258 amino acids)
Molecular function (GO): protein binding
Source: RefSeq, a predicted model, not a curated record